GCAAACUGUUAGAAACAGGACAGCACACAUGGAAGUCUCACUGUAGUUUUUAUUUGCCAUUUAUGAUGUAUUUGUCAUUUCAUUUCACAGCUAAACCCAUUACGUCCCUGCAGCCGUUCGUCCUGGUUGAGGGUGAGUCGUUCCGUCCGGCCGCUGUAUGCCGUUCGGUGGCUAAGCCGAUGGCAGGCCUCUCCUGGGACACGGAGCUCGCGGGUCAGAGUCAGAACCGUAGCUUAGAUAGUGAAGUGGCCUCCAUCCAGUUUUCUCUCCACCCUCUCCGUAACAUGAACGGGCAGAAGCUGGACUGUCUGGUCUGGCAUCCAUCGCAAAAAGGCCCAGUGAGGAUCUCCAAUAACCUUGUAGUACACUACCCUCCGAAUGCACUGAUAUCUGGCUAUGAGGACAACUGGUAUGCCGAAAUGCAAGAAGCCACGCUGCAGUGCAGCGGUCAAGGAAAUCCAGAACCUCAGAGAUUCAGCUGGAUGAGGAAAGAUGAAGCUCUACCCGAAGGUGUGACUAUGGAAGGAGGCACUCUGCGCUUUUCCAGACCCCUGAGCUUGACCGAUCAAGGAGUUUAUGUCUGUACCGCCACCAAUGAGGUGGGAUCUGGAAAAGCUGAGAUUCUAAUAAAUAUAUCAGAGUCGCCUCCGAAAAACGCAUCUGUGAACUAUGUGAUGAUGAUUAUUAUCGCUGGUGUCGCUGCAGUGAUUGUUCUCACUCUUAUCAUAGUGAUCAUUUCAGUGAAGCGCUACUAUAAGCGCAAAAAUCAACAACUGGCUAUAGAGCUGGUUGCAAAAAAGGAGGAAAUCAGCACUCUGUCAAGACAAGCCUCAAUUAGGAGAGUCAACUCAGGAAGCAACAGAUACUCAGAUGAUAAUAAUCCUUUGAGAGCUGAAGGGACGAUACGCACAAGUCUCUCUUCACUGGAUCGUCCUCGCUCCAGGGACAGUCGGUCCACGCUGGGAGGGGUGGACUCACUCGGUCGUCCUGCAAUUUAUAACACGUCCAGAAGAGGUCGAGACAAAAUCAUGGACAGAACUGAAAAAGAAACUCGGCUGAUGAUGGAGUCUUAUGAGCAGGACAGUAACUUGUCACAGGAAACCCAACUUCUUCCUCCUCUCCACCCCUCUUCUUAUUCAAUGGAGCAGGCUGUUGAAAUUGUGCGGUCUCGGAACGGCAGCGCCAUUCUCCCAGCGGAGGGGAGGCCGCAGUCAGGAGGAAGUACCAGAGGGGGCAGCAGAGGGCAUAAUUCGCCCUUAGUAUCCAUGUACCCGACUCUUACAGAUGAGGAAGAGGAAGAUUCUGUUAGUCCUACGGAUUCAGGAGUCCACAGAGGUUUAAUGGAGCCUGAUGGAUUUGAGAACGGUGGCAGCGAUAUAUCUGAGGCGCUAUCCAGUCAUUUUGAGCGCACUAAUGGCACACUGUGGCCCAAGUCGAAACCCAAUAACAUCCUGCUCCCAGCCAAGACAAAACUUUUCCUGCCGCAUAGCCCAACUAUCCACAAAGCUCAGAUCGUUUAGAGCAUUUAUAUGGAAACGUCCAUAUAAACAUGGUUUAUUUUACAACAUAAGGGUGCGUUCCUCUGUAAUUUCACUCGACAAAAUACUUUGUUUGGACAACCAACCCAAAAAUUGAUUUUUUUUUUUUUUAUGAAUUUUUAUAUGAUUACAUUCUCAAGGUGGCAAAACCAUGGACCAAAUGACUAUCAGGACAUAGUCUGAACUCAAAGCUGAAAAAUAGUACCAGAGGUACUAAAACAGUGCCUCAAAUAAUUGUGUAAUCCGGAACUGGGACGCUUGAGUAUUAUGGGUCACAGCAUGUGUUUCAGAUGCAGAUUAACUGGAAUCGGCCAGAGCUGAGCUCCUUUGUGUGACCAACAAUGGAAUUAAGAUCUUUUUUUUUUUUUUUUAUUAUUGUCAUCGCAACCUACGGCUUCACUUGAAUUGCUGUUGAGGGAGACAAUACUACAUGAACUGGUUUUCUGGUCAGUUAAUCCUUCACUGUGACCUUUUGACCUUGAUGUCUGUAAUCCAGAGAUGUACAAAUGUUUUGAUAUAUAUAUAGUUUGAAUAUAUGUGUGUGUUAUGUAUUUUGACAGGAAACUACCCACUGCAUGAAUAGUAUUAUGAAGUAUUGCAUUACCUUGUUUUAAAAUGGCUCCUGCAUGUCAUUGUAGGUGUGACACUGUCAUUGUUUACAACAUUUAUACUUCAUACUUCAUUAUGUACUAGUGCUUUAAAUGCAUUUUGUUUUAAUAAGUGGGCAGUUUUACCGCAAGCUCCUGAGAUAUUCUUUUGAACUUUCUGUCUAACAAAAUAUAAAGCCUUGGUUUCCUGAUGGUAACUUUGGAGUAUUCAGUUCACUGCAGUGCAUGGGGGUUAUUAAAUCAACCCUAAUUAUACUGCUAAUGUUAGAUGAAUUUUAAAAAACACAAUGUUGAAUCAGGACAUUAUUGUUCGGUGCUUUACAGCCUAAAUUUAAAGGUGUGUUACCUGAUGAAAAAAAAGUACCAUAUCAGGAAUAAUUAACACUAAAAUGCUACAGUAAAGCUGGGAAUACUGUGAAAGUAGCAACCACUGUCAAAAAUAAAUAAGAAUGAAUUAAUGGAAAAUUUUAAUAAUUUAUUAUGUUUAACAAUAUUAACCACAAGUUCAAUAUCAAGUAUUUUGGUGUAAGCUAUUACCUUGGUACAUUCUUGUAACCUGUCCCUCACCGUGCUUGGCUUCUGCUGCAGGAAAUGCAUUUAAGAAUCAUUUUAGGAACGUCUGGUUUGACUUUUAUUUUGAAUUUCAACACAAUGGAUCUUAAAGUUCUUUUUGCUCCACUGUCAUUCUGCAUAGAACUGCAUUGCAAUUAAAGAACUCAGAUUUACUAAAA
Molecule: messenger RNA, 2877 nt
Organism: Carassius gibelio (silver crucian carp)
Lineage: Eukaryota; Metazoa; Chordata; Actinopteri; Cypriniformes; Cyprinidae
Product: nectin-4-like
Exons: 8
Coding region: 63-1520 (485 amino acids)
Biological process (GO): homophilic cell-cell adhesion; heterophilic cell-cell adhesion
Cellular component (GO): adherens junction
Source: RefSeq, a predicted model, not a curated record